AUGGGCAGAGAGCUCAUCGGAUAUGGCUCGCCUCCAUCUGGCCCACCAGGGGCCUGCUCACUUCCCAGCAGCCCACUCACCAACGAGGAGCAGGUCGGAAACUCACUUUGGGGCACGACUUGCCAGCCAACGUUCCCGAAGUGGCUCCCUGAUGAGCACGGUAGAGAGUAUGAACAGGCGCCUUGGGGCAACCGCAACCCCAAGACAUCCGACCCUUCCAACGACGCCGACAUUCCAUACUCGAACGUGACCAGAUACUACGAAUUCACCAUCACUCGUGGCUCCAUCUCUGCCGAUGGCGUUCUUCGCGACGUCAUGCUCGUCAACAACCAGUUCCCUGGACCCGCGAUCGAGGCCAACUGGGGCGACAUGAUCGAGAUUACGGUCCACAACAAUAUAUCCUACCCAGUGGAAGGCACAUCGAUCCACUGGCACGGUUUCCUUCAGCGUGGCAGCAACUGGUUCGAUGGCGUGCCGUCUGUUAGCCAGUGUCCUAUUGCUCCUUUCCAUUCCUACACUUACCGCAUCCCCGCUCAACUUUACGGGUCCAGUUGGUACCAUGCUCAUUACAGUGCUCAAUACACUGCUGGUAUCGUCGGCCCGAUCAUCGUCUACGGGCCUUCCCAACAAUCGUACGACAUCGACAUUGGACCGGUGUUGUUGAGCGAUUGGUACCACAUUCCAUACUUCAGCAUUGUCAGCGACGCCGUCGGCACUGACCUUUCAGAAAUUCCACCGACCAGCGACAGUCUCCUCAUCAACGGCCGCGGCCGAUUCGAUUGCUCGAAGCCUUCCUACGGCAACGAGACCACCGAGUUGCUCGCCAGCCAUGUCAGCGCAAACCUCACGUGGACCUGCAAGGACGGUGCAGAGCUGUCGAAGUUUGUGUUCCAGCCUGGCAAGACGCACAGACUUCGUUUAAUGAAUGUGGGCGCCGAUGGAAUUCAGAAGUUCACGAUCGACGGACAUCAAUUGACGGUGAUUGCCUACGAUUAUGUUCCAACAACGCCGCAUACGGCCGACUUUGUCACGCUUGGGGUUGGACAGCGCGCGGAUGUGCUUGUGACUGCAAAUAACUACACCACAAACUCGUUCUGGAUGCGAUCGUCUGCUCCCGGCGGUGCUGCUUGUGGAGGCUCGAACAUGGGCGAGGUCAUGGCGGCGAUCUACUACGAAGGAGCAGACACCACCGUAGAACCCACAACCCUCCGUGGAAGCAACGACACCGUCUGCGAGAACGCGCCCCUGAACACCACCGAACCCGAAUACACCAUCACACCGACGCCCGAAGGCGCUUACGUCUUCGACAUCACCCUCUCCCUCGUCCUCAACUCCACCGGCAACUACGAAUGGCGCAUGAACGACCAAACCUUCCGCGCAAACUUCAACUACCCCUCGCUGAUGCUCGCAGCAGAGGGCAACACAUCCUUCCCGGACGACCCGCAAUGGCAAAUCCACAACAUGGGCUCGAACAAAUCCGUCGUCCUGAACGUCACCAACCUCACGCCCUUCGCGCACCCGUUCCAUUUGCACGGCCACAACUUCCACGUCUUAAACACAGGCUACAACGGUACCGUCUGGGACGGCACGGCCGUCAACCCCAAGAACCCCAUGCGCCGCGACGUCCAGAUCAUCCCCCAGGCGGGCUGGGCAGCGCUGAGUUUCGAGUCUGAUAACCCCGGUGUGUGGCCUUUCCACUGCCACGUCGCCUGGCACCUCAGCGGCGGCCUCGCCAUGAACCUCGUCACGCACGCCGACCAGAUCCCCUCGAUCCCCAGCGGCACCAAGGCGGACACGUGCACGGACUGGGACUACUACUCGAAUAACAAUGUCGUGGAUCAGAUUGAUGCUGGAUCAUAG
Zasmidium cellare ATCC 36951 is the source of this 1860-nucleotide messenger RNA. Its product is annotated as multicopper oxidase. Gene Ontology annotation, molecular function: copper ion binding; oxidoreductase activity. The record is from RefSeq and is a predicted model, not a curated record. The coding region runs from base 1 to 1860 and encodes 619 amino acids. The transcript has 3 exons. Lineage: Eukaryota; Fungi; Ascomycota; Dothideomycetes; Mycosphaerellales; Mycosphaerellaceae.